AAUAGCAAUCCAUGCUUAGUAGAUCAGGUGAGCCUCUCCCAUUGACAGCCAUAAACUCAUAGAUAUAGACAAGAAAAAGAACCUUUUACCAACAAGAAUAGGGUCUUUUGAUUAUGAACCCAAAAGUGGCUCCAGAUCUAAAGGUUCCAACCUCAGUUUAGACCCAGGGACUGUUUACAAAAGUCUGAGGAGAAUAGGUAUUGACAAGAAGAUCAAAUCAACAAAAUAACAGUACAUCACAUCGGGUAUCGACGAAGCCAAAUUCUCAUAUAAUAUCUUCAGGGAAGAAAAAGAAGAAAUCGCAGCUUAAAUAAAGGGAUAACAGACAAAAAGUCGUCUAAAAAUAUAUCGAAAACUUCUAAAAUCGUGAACAAGUUAACAACCACGAUCCAAAAUCUCCAUUAUGUUAAGCCUGGGGUGAAAUCAAGCAGCAAGAACUUCUCGACGUUCAAGAAGUACCUGAAUCCAAGCCUGAAGCCUCAGUUGAUCUCCCCUAGUAACAAGAGCUCAAUGCUGAAGGCGGUUAAUUUGCAGGGGUUUGAGAAAAAGAAGCCGAAGACAUCUUCAAAGCAUAAAUAAGAUGAUUAAUUACACUACGAUUAGGAAGCAGGCGCCAAGCUUUGAGCGUGGGCCUGAAAGCAUAGGGUCUACCAUUAAGAUUCUUAAAUACCCGAAGGGAUCGAAGGAUAACUCUGCCUCUUCCAAGAGUGGGUCGAUGGUCAAGUAUAGCACAUUGAGUAACAAUACUUCUAAAAAUAUGACAUGCAAGUCGAUAUCUAUAAACCAAGGGAAGCCUCAAAAUAAUUCAAAAGUUAUCCGGUUCAGCAGAUACAUGAAGGAGCACCGGAAAAAGCCAAAGGCUUCGAAGAAGGAUGAAGUCUCCAAAUGUGAGAUUGAUCUCUUUGCAAGCUCCCAAAAGAUCAGCUCAAGGAGAAGAAGAUCUGGGUCUAAAAAGGAAAGUCAAGAUAUGCUUGAAGAGAGCAAGACUGUACCCCACUCCUUAAGAUCUCCCUCUAAUAAGAUCACUAGCAGAGAUACUGAGAAGAGUCUUCCAUUGUCUCCAGAAAGAGCUCUCAAGAUGUUUCAGGACAAAGGUCUUUCUAAAUUUGAGGAAGGGGAGAUACUAGACUUCAAGAGCAUUUAUUUUGUUGGUACCACAGAGAAGAAAAUAGAACCCACAGAGGAUCUUAAUACCAACUUUGGCUUCGAUGAUAACCGUGGAGACUAUAAAACUGUUGAAAAUGAUCAUAUUUCCUACAGGUAUGAGAUCCUCUCGACACUCGGCCAAGGCAGCUUUGGAAAGGUCUAUAAGGCAUUUGAUCACAAAAAUAAGAAAUUAGUCGCGUUGAAGAUCAUCAGGAACAAGAAGAAGUUUGAGUUUCAAGCAAAUAUUGAGAUUAAGGUCCUCUUAGAGAUCAAGAAGUAUGACGAUAAGGAUAAGAGUAACAUUAUCAAAAUCAUAGACCAUUUUAAAUUCAGGAAUCAUAUUUGUUUAUCUUUUGACCUGUACUCCAUAAACCUGUACGAGCUCAUAAAGUCUAAUGACCACAAGGGGUUCCCCCUAGACAUCGUGAGAAGGAUCGCCAUACAAAUAUUACAGGGGCUCAGGUUCUUAAAGAAAAGAGGAAUAUGUCAUUGCGAUCUGAAGCCUGAAAAUAUCUUGCUCAAGAAAAAUAAUAAGACUGGGAUAAAAAUUAUUGAUCUUGGCAGCAGCUGAUUUGUCAAAGAUCAGGUAUAUACUUACAUCCAGAGUCGGUUCUACCGAGCUCCAGAAAUUAUGCUCGGGAUUCCCUAUACACCAGCAAUUGACAUGUGGAGUUUUGCCUGCAUUUGAGUUGAACUAUAUACAGGAUUCCCUUUAUUCCCUGGGGAGUCAGAAGAAGAGCAGUUUUCAUUAAUAAUGGAGUACAAAGGAAUUCCUCCCAUAAACCUUCUUCAAAGCUCCACCAGAAGAGAGAUAUUCUUUGAUGAUGAUCUCCAACCAAAAAAGGUAAAAGAUGCGAUUGAAGAUGUUAUUGAGAUCAAUUCAAAGGCUCUUUCUGAACUGCUUUACAUGGGUGUGCCUGACGAUCAGAAAGAAACCAUAACCCCAUUUAUAAAAUUCAUCGAUGCAUGACUUCAUUGGGACCCUAACCUGCGACUGAGUCCCAAUGAAGCCUUACGGCAUGAGUGGAUCACCUCUAUAUUUGACUAAAAUAAGCCUUAAAAAUUCUAAAA
Molecule: messenger RNA, 2217 nt
Organism: Moneuplotes crassus
Lineage: Eukaryota; Ciliophora; Spirotrichea; Euplotida; Euplotidae
Source: the annotation of a GenBank genome assembly